Messenger RNA from Macrosiphum euphorbiae (potato aphid), 1467 nucleotides. The record is from the annotation of a GenBank genome assembly. Lineage: Eukaryota; Metazoa; Arthropoda; Insecta; Hemiptera; Aphididae.
AUGCCAGCUAACAGUCCAAGAUGUACAAAAAGAAUAUUGCUAUCUGACCUUAACAGGAUUUUGGAUCCUCUGGUUUUUUUGACACCUUCACUCACUAAAGGUAAAAUAUUCCUGCAACAACUGUGGCAAAUAAAGAUAGAUUGGGACCAUCCAAUUCCAGACGAAAUAAGGGAGAAGUGGCUCCGAUUCUACAAUCAGUUCGAGGAACUCGGAGCGUUAACGAUUCCUAGGAAGUGCAAGCCAGUCAUGAGCGAUCAUAUUGAGGUGCAUAGGUUUUGUGACGCUUCUGAAGAAGCUUAUGAUGCAUGCAUAUAUGUGAGAAGUAAAGACAAGAAUGGGCAGUGGUGUUCAUGGCUAUUAUGUUCAAAAUCAAGAGUAGCACCAGUCAAGGGAGCUACAAUACCGCGUUUAGAACUUGGAGGCGCUCUGGUGUUAGCACUGUUGGCAGAAAAAGUAGCAGCAGCAUGGGAAUUGGAUGUCAAGGAUUUCCACCUCUGGACAGAUUCUACGGUGGCAUUGGGUUGGAUCCAAAGUGAAGCAACUAGAUUUAAAACCUACGUCGCGAAUCGCGUAGAUCAAAUACUUGAGCUGACCAAUGCACAACAAUGGAGGCAUGUAGGGACUGCAGAAAAUCCAGCUGACAUACUAUACAGAGGAUGGUUGAGCCACAGCAAUGAUGGUUGGGAGCAUUCGUUCACCACACUACCAGACGAAGAAACAUUACCAGAAAGACGAGUGGUUAAGCUCACACUCACCACGAUGGAUCAGUCAAUCGGAAUUAUCGAACACUACUCAAGUUGGCGUCGACUAGUGAGAGAUGUUGCCUGGUUUCUUAAGUUUAUAGAUUUCCGAAGACCAAGGCAGAUUGGUACUACAGCACGGUAUUUAAGUGUAUCGUAUUUAAAUAAAGCCGAAACUAGUUUAAUAAGGCAAGCACAGUUACAAGAAUUCAAUGAAGAAUAUAUCUCGCUGAGCAAAAACAAGGAAGUAUCAGGGCGUAGUAAAUUAAAGGGACUACAUCCGAUGCUCCAAAGUGAAAACUUAAUACUAGUUGGAGGACGGCUGGCCAACGCCCAAAUUGCAGAAAAUCAAAAGCAUCCUAUUGUGUUACCUGCAACCCACAAAAUUACCAGGCUAAUUUUCGAAGACACUCACCAGACACUUUUUCACUGCGGGCCUCAAGCAUUACUAGCAGAGGUUAGACAAAGAUACUGGCAAAUCAGAGGUAGAAGCAUGGCUCGUUCUGUCACGAAACGCUGUGUGACCUGCGUUCGAGCAAGACCAAGAUUUGUAUCUCCUCUAAUGGCUCCGUUACCAAAACAACGCUUAAUCCCUACUAGACCAUUUGCUGUCAGCGGUGUAGAAUUUGCCGGGCCUUUAAUGAUAAGAAGUGGAAUACGGAGACAAACAGGAAAAAGGCAUGGAUUGCAGUCUUCAUAUGUCUCUCCACAAGGGCCAUUCACCUAG